Messenger RNA from Mytilinidion resinicola, 3267 nucleotides. RefSeq lists its product as uncharacterized. The record is from RefSeq and is a predicted model, not a curated record. The coding region runs from base 93 to 2855 and encodes 920 amino acids. The transcript is spliced from 4 exons. NCBI's taxonomy places the organism in Eukaryota, Fungi, Ascomycota, Dothideomycetes, Mytilinidiales, Mytilinidiaceae.
ACAGCCAGUGGACCGAUACGACCUCUUCACUUAGUCAAGAAGCCCUGCUUAACUAGGCUCGAAGCGGCUAGUCUCUGCUUGAACGACCAAUCAUGAUACUCCAUUCCAGUCCUCAUCAACUACAGCCUCAACCUCUCCACUUCGUCAAGCAGACGCCUGCGAGAAGACUCACACGACGCCCUGCGCCUCGCAGGCCAUCGGGGUUGCAUUCGUAUCAACAAAAAGCAUCUCAAUUCGGGCCGACCACAUCCAGUCGGGCUUCGCCAGCGUUCUCGGUCCCAUCUCCUAUCAAUGCAUCUGGUGUGAUCACGGCUGCGAAGCGCACCGCGUUCGGACUCGAAGCACAAGAUAUCAUCAGCCAGAAGCCUAGCGACACCCCGCUCAAGGUUCGCAAAGUACGAGGCCGUGGAGCAUCUGGAUCCGACUCAGCCCAAAGCAUUGCCAGCAACUCUUCUUACGUAAACCGUAGCAAUCCUAUAACAUCUUACACAGGCCAGGAGGCUGACGCGAUAUCUGUAAACCGAUCGAUACAGUGUCUCCCGAGGUCCUCGAGUGUUUCCUUGGAGAACGUCAACCCCGGUCUACAUAGCCAAGCAGUACAAUCUGCCAGUUCGCUGGGGGAACGAGCAAUUAUAGCAGCUGGUGGUCAGAUCACCCCAAAGCAGAUCAAAAGUUCGCCAAGAAUAACUCCAAAAAGACGCACAUCAACAAAAAGGAGAGUCCUCACGAAAAUGUUUGGAGGCUUUCAGACAAAAUCGAAGACUCCACCUCGGCAGCGAAGCGGUCAAUCUGAAAGCAGUCUAUUUCGUAGGCUUUCGGGCAGAAGCGAAUCCACUGACACCUCGCGUUCCAAGAGUCCCGCGACCGUUGCUCCAUCCACCGAAACACUAAUAACCAGCCAGUCGACUUACAAUCUACUCGAGAGUCCGCAGACACCGAGAAGCGACCGCGUUACUUCCGCACCUCCCCCUUCUCCUUCGACCUCAAGUGAGGUCGGAUUGCCAAACGCUGGCACUUCUUCACAAUCUGUUCUUCCUCUCAUCAAGCCUGAAUACCCGCCUCUACUGCAUUUGGAGCUGAAUUUCAUUGCUGAGGUGGAGAGCCUUGAUUGCAAGAGCGAGAGAAAAAUAUGGGUAGCUAUAGAGGGCAGGGGAGCAGCUGACCCGCCAAUCUCUGGGACCAGGAAAAGACAGCUCGGACUGGAUGUUGUCAUAGUCAUUGACAAUUCUCAUACCUCCUCCCAAGAAUGUCUCGACAACGCACACAAGAAUGUCAUUCUUCUAGCAGAGCUGUUGAACCGUCCCAACGAUCGACUCGCGGUAUUUUGCACGCAUUGUCAACACCAGGUCCAGGAUUCCGAAAAUCUUACCGGAUGUCACUUGCACCCCCUACAGGAGCCGUGUGUACAAUCCUUGAGAGAGGAGCUACAAUCCAUCAAAGACCGUCCAAUACUGCCCUUCCGACAGUCCCCGCCACUUGACGAGGCUGUUGGUGCUGCUAUACGAGUUCUCUCUCAGUCAGCUAGCUCAAGAAGAGAAUCAUUGCGGGACGGAGCAACUCAUGUUUUUGUGUUCUCUGCCACACCUGCGGAUUGCCUUCACAUAAUUCCAGACUUCCCAUUUGUUCACAUUCACCUUGUUAACCCAAGCUCGAUUCCAUUUCCCAUCCAGCAAGCGUCACUAGGAGCCUGGACAAUGUCAACGCUUAUCACCGAAUUAGACAACUGGAGCGUCUUGAAUGUGGACGCCUACGAGGACGUUUCAGAUCGGCUGCGACAGACCAUCCUCCAUGCAAGAAACGGUGCUGUUGUAGGCAAUUUGACAGAUAUCAAGAUAAAGAUUACACAGAAGCCAGGGUGUGGUCAAGAAGGAGUCAUCGGAGAAUCAUUCAAGGCUGUCGUCAGACAUGAUCAGAGAUUUACCUUAGUUGUUCGCCUCAGGGUGGCUAUGGCCUCAACGGGAACACCACUACCUCAGGCCUCACCUGACCCAAAAGAAAAAGCACGGCCUAGGCUCGAAGAUGCCAUGGCUGAGUUAGAAUCGUGUCUUGGAGAGGUCGAGGUGCCCCUUUUCACCGUCCAAGCCACCUAUCGACACUCCCUCUUGCCAGAAAACAGUUUCAUAGUCACAGAAAAAACUUGCAAGAUCCUCAAGACCGAUAGCACCGCUAUUUGGAGUUUGCCAGCCACCGCUACCACCUCACCACAAGCCGACAACGCAAAAACGGAGCUUUACAAGCGCCUGGCAUUCUUCAUAGCAACCAGAAGCACCCCAAAAGAAGCACUCAAAGAGUUUGACACCUUCUUCAAACACGUCCAUCAUGUCGCCGCUUGUCCAGAGUUUGUCAGCUCCGUCCGCAACGAGCUCCACCACCAGAUUUUGGUCAUUUCCUAUCGCGCAAGCAUCGCGUCAUCGACAAAGUCGUCCUCGACCACUUUCGAAAAUCCUUUCCCCUGCCUUGGCCGCUUCUCCUUCGAGGCAAACGAAAAACAGCAAAACUACGUACUCGGCCUGGAACUCUCCCGGUAUCGCUCCGCCUCAGACUCUCCAGCGACAGUUAUCCACCAACGUACGACAGAGCGCAUUACCGAGCAUACCGAGCCGGAUUCUUCCGUAGAUGAGGCGGCACAGAUCUGGAGGCAUAUGCGCAGAGACUCAAAGAGCCGACGCCGGCUACGAAAUGGGUCGCAUGAGAGUCUUGAACGAAUGCAGUCUGCGGACGAUCAUCUGAGGGAGCUGAGGAAGAAGGCGAUUCAGAAUAAGAGGAGCAUUGGUGCGGAUACGCUCAGGAGCUUGAGUAUGGCGUUGACGAUUCCUACGACACCGGAGAGUGGGGGAUCUGUACCCUGGCUUUGAAAGGAGGAAGACUCAGGUAUCAGAAUCGCAUGACCCUAUUCCAAUAACUUUAGUGUAUCGGAUGUUUCUCUUGGAGAAACAUUCGCCUUAGGCUUCCAUCGCUGGAAAACAUAGGUAAGUAUUAUUUUCCCAUUGUUUGCCAGACGGUAUCCGCGGGUGGAAGCUAUGACAUGCGGGUCGUAUACCACAGAGCAUAAAGAGACUCGACAUCAUGUCCCAUCAUGGAACCUUUCCAUACUAUCAACUGGCUCAAGAAGGGUACAUCCUACCCUCAAUACAUACGUUGUUUAUACUUCCCAACUCUACGAGACGUUUCCUCGACAUUGCUUGUCUCGAACGAUCCGCAACUAGCGGUUUGACUUUUUAGCUAUACAAACCGCAGUCAUAUCUAGCUUAAAUACAUAGUCUGCUC